Trematosphaeria pertusa is the source of this 2036-nucleotide messenger RNA. RefSeq lists its product as uncharacterized. NCBI's taxonomy places the organism in Eukaryota, Fungi, Ascomycota, Dothideomycetes, Pleosporales, Trematosphaeriaceae. The record is from RefSeq and is a predicted model, not a curated record. The coding region runs from base 244 to 1893 and encodes 549 amino acids. The transcript has a single exon.
CCCGACAAUGCGUUGUUGUUUCACAGCGAAUGCCUUCUCAACCUUCACCUAUAGCCUAUGGAGCAGGAGCAUUCUAGGUCGUAGUGACGUAUUCGAGAGUGUGCCGUAGUUAACUUAGCACCAGAGUCCCCGUUGUGCAGUCACGUGGAGGACGAGACAGUUCAGCCCGGACUGUACUUAUAGCACAAAAUCUUUCCAGCAGCGGAUCUUCUCAUCGCAACCCCAAACGCACAUCCAUUCACCAUGGGUCCCACCAAGCGCAAAGCAGUUUCUCAGGCGGUCGACGGUGCGGCUUCUGACGUCCCUAAACCGGGCUCGAAGAAGUUGAAGAUGGUUCGCGGACAGGAUACCGAAACCUCCGAGGUGGAUGGAACGAUCAAUACGGCCCAGUCACCCGAUGGAGAAUAUGUUGAUCCCACAGAUUUGUUUUGGAACGAUCCCGCUGAUGAUAGCGAGAACGAAUACCGUCCCGACGAUGACUCCGAGGUGGAAUCCGAUGGCGAAACACAGGAAGCUGUCCACGAUGAGCUAGACCUUGCUCCCGCGCCAAAGCGUGGUCGCUCUAAGAAGGGCUCAACGAAUGCCAAAUUGGAUGCGAAAGCCGCGCGGGAAAAGCUGAUUGCGGAGCAACUGGAGUUCGUCAUCCACGCUCGCGAUAAUAACAUGCCUGAUCCGUACGGCACAAACUCGACUACAACGGGCAAAUUGCAUUACCCAGAGGUCGCCAAGCUCUACAAUGAGCGCUUUGGUUUGAAAGUUGGGGCUGCUGCAAUGGAGAAGCGGUAUCGGACGAGGAUCGAUAAGUACUGCGAGGUGCAUCCGUCCUAUCCGCGUAACAUUAAGUAUGCGAAGAAAGAUCCGGCCGCUAAGAGGGCACCUAAGGACAUAGCUGCCGCGCGGCAACCUCAGCCGGACGCCAACAAUGCACGCGAAGUCCGUGAAGUCAAGAAGCAGCCGCCGAAGAAGCCUCGUCGGAAGGUGUACCAGCCCCCGGAAGAACUUCGCGAAGCUGCCGAUCUCAUUAGGUACGUGGAAGACCAGUGGAACGAUCGCGAUGCCGAGCAUCCGGAGUGGCUACACAUCUUAGUCGAAGACGGACAUAGACGCCAGCUGGGUAAUGUCCUCGUUCGUAGUAAUGACCUCCUGAAGACCUCCGACUGGUAUGCAAAAGAGCGCGAGCACACACGUGUGCAGCGGGUCACCAUCCGGGGUCUGCCUAGGCUUGCUAUAGAGCGGUACGUUCAGUGCGUCUCUUCCGAGGGCACGCUGGCCCUUCCCGAAUUCGACUUUGCACUUGCCCAAUUUCGCAAGAUGGGUGGAAGGAUCGAGCAUCGCCCAGCAUGCUUCCGGAUCAGCUGGGACAUAGACGGCCUUAUCGACCUCUACAGCGUCGCUACCCUACUAAAAGACGACAUUGUACGAAAUUUGGUCAUGGAUCGCUGGCGCUCAGAGUUUCUGAGUGGCGGUGAGCUUAAGAUCGAUCCCUCUCACCUGAACAACCUCUUUGCGACCACGGAAGCUGGUGAUCCGGCGCAAUCUUUCUGGGCGGUUUCCAUUCACUCUCUCGGCCUUGCUGAAGAAAUUUGCUCCGGUACUGGUUGGAAUGACCGGCUCGUAGCGAAGCUGAACUUUCUCAACGAGAAUGGUUCCCUUGGGAAUCCGUUUGUUAGGUGGGAUGACGACGCAUUCUGUCGCGGUUUUCAUCGUCAUGUUGGAAACCAUGGCUGCCAUCGGAAUGAGAGUAUCGAGGAAGCGGUGUCCGACUUCCAGGCUAUUUCGCGUCGCCUCCUGAUCGCGCAGGGCAACAUGCCGGAUGAGCUACUCGCGACAGUGGAUGACUUUGCUUCAAAGUUAAAGGCCCAGUAUGAGUGCCUCAAAGCCGGAUCCGACUAAAGUAAUGGCACGUAGAAACCGUACAUAUGUGAUGAUGUCCGUUUUCGCGACAAGUCAUGAAUGAUAGAAAUAGAUGUUUGGAUUGCUUAACGGAAUGGAUUUGUUGUAACAGAGGAUUAGCUUUUUUGAGUGAUGCUAUGUCG